Molecule: messenger RNA, 2059 nt
Organism: Callorhinchus milii (elephant shark)
Lineage: Eukaryota; Metazoa; Chordata; Chondrichthyes; Chimaeriformes; Callorhinchidae
Gene: ccsapb
Product: centriole, cilia and spindle-associated protein b
Exons: 4
Coding region: 289-1224 (311 amino acids)
Biological process (GO): regulation of mitotic spindle assembly
Cellular component (GO): ciliary basal body; spindle; cytoskeleton
Molecular function (GO): microtubule binding
Source: RefSeq, a predicted model, not a curated record
GCAAUGCCACUGUGUGGUGCUAGAGAGUGCAAAGCAAUGAGAAAGUCAGUUGUAAACACAUAAGAUGACAGAUGGCCACAAGAGGAAUUCUUUAGAAACUCAGUCCGCAAAAAGCACAGGCACGACAGGGACCAGAACGCCAGCAGGAGAGAGAGCUGUGUCCUCUGUUAGCACAGAGGAGUUGGCAAAUGGCUGGGGUUAAACCUAGGUGCCUGUGAGGACCUGCGUGCGCAAGCGUGAGGAGGGCGAUUGGGUGAGCACGUGGAAAGUGUGGUCACUUGUGGAAUCAUGGUAGCUAAACGGAUCAAGAGUGAGUACAUGAAGAAAUUCAAGGAGCCCAAGUGGGACACGUUCUUCAGCUGCUACUUGGACAUGGUGCAUUACCGCAACAUGCGACGGCUGCUGGAGCAAGCCCAUAACCCCUGGCUGUGGGAUGGCUGGCAGGAUAGCUCCACCUCUAGCAGUGGCGAUUCGACUCCGAAGAUGCAGGAAAAGGAGGAGGAAGAAGUGUGCGUGGCACUGACGGGCGCUCUUCCUGUCCCCCAGCCACCCACGCAGCCAAGACCAGAACCAGUGCAGUCAGCAAGAGAGAUAAGGCAGCCUGAGCCACCCCAGCCAGAACCACUUCAGCCUGAGCCACCUCGACCUGAGCAGCCACAGCCCAAACCCAGUGAGAAAGAACCUCCAGCGCCCGAAGGAGCCAGCGUCAGGGGCAAUUGUCUGAAACGUGAUCUCACGCCACCACCAUGUUCCUCAGAAAAGAUUCUUGAAGCGGAUCAAAAAGGUAAAAACCUCAAACAGAUCAAACCUAAGACAAAGAACACGUCAGUUGUUCAGCCCAUUCUUGACGGUCUUUGUGCUAUUAAGAAGGCGUCACAAAGCAGAGGCCUGAAAAAGUCACCAAGAACUGCACUGCUGGCAGCAGCACAAGAUACUGUGAAGAAAACCAAACCUCCGUUUGCAUUGUAUGGCUGGGGAGGGAAAGACGGUGAGGUGGGCUGUCAGAAGACAUACAAUAUCAAUGCAUUAACUUCAAGAGAGAUUUACGACUCUGCAGUUCGUGCCAAGAACAGGCGACAGGUGGAAAAAAAGAUGCGAGCACGUUCGGCUGAGCGCCAGUGUAAAUGUCCACCUCGUCGUCCGGAACCUCCAGCAAAAACACCUUCCAGACCUCAGGAACCUUGGGUAUCAGAAUACAUGCGGUGCUAUUCUGCAUGGUCCUGAGCAAUGCCCGCUUCCUGCCGACAACAUAGACCAGUGUUGAUCUGAAUGCACAAAUUUGUUUGUAAAACAAUCUCAAUGAGUCUGUGAUAAAGUACAGAACGUGCUCCAGCACAGACACUAACUGAAAAAAAUCAUGCUGUAAGUGUAUUACUGGGCUUAUUUUGUGAAUACAACUCACAAACACAAGUACACAUUAAUUGUAAUUGAGGUUUUUAUUCAUUUGUUGCAUAAACCCCGAGAAACACAGCGCUACCAGUGCAAUAUUCCAUUUUUCACAUGAAGAAAUUGUGCACAUCUGUUUUAGAAACAAACAUAGGACCCUAAAGGAGGAUCAAUUACCACACUGUUACUUUAACUGUUUUCCAGGCAACUGAGAGAGCGAGCUUGUCUGGUAGGAUCAGAGGUACCACAUUUUUGCAAGUGUAUAAAAUGUACUGUCAUUGCUGUGAAUGUAUGAGUAGUGAGAGUCUGAAAAUAGCAGUAUCUUACAUUUAACAAACCUGAUCAUCACCGCAGACAUUUGAAUUAUUGAAGACCCAGCGAUAUUGUUUUGCCCAUUGCUCAGUUUGUCUAGCAUGUGCUUGAUUUAUUUAUCUAAAUAAUAUUCCUUUGAUUGUGUUUAUGCUGUUCUGAGUAAUGCCGGAGCAUGUAGUGAUCUUUUCGUGCUUGUGAUUUGUUUACCUGUCUGGAGGCUAUUGUUCCUGUUCUCAGGGUAUUCCAUUUUUUUAAUUGUUCAGGUACCACCAGGUACUGUACUUUCAUAUUUUUGUAUAGAGUGUAUUUGUACGUGUAAGUCUGCACAGAUCAGUGCAAUAAAUAAUUUAUAUAUUUAUGA